AUGACUUCAACAGAGUCAGUGUCGUUCUAUGAUUUGCAUGUUUUAAGGUUAGACAAUCUCAAAACCAGUAUUAUACUUGCUGCAAGUGGUUGGUUACUAUUCCAGCUUGUGGGGUGUAUUCGUAAUGUCUACUUCCACCCGCUCUCCAAGUUCCCUGGCCCGCGAACGGCGGCAGCCUCAAGUUGGUGGUCGGCAUACCAGCAGACUAUCGCGAACAGAUCAAUGCACCACAUAUGCAAAAAGCUCCAUGCACAAUACGGUGACAUUAUCAGAAUUGGACCGAACAGGCUUCACUUCAAUCAUCCCGAUAGCUAUGAGGAGAUAUACCGCAAGCGCUUCGAUAAAGACCCUUUCAUGUAUGCGCUCUUGGGUGGUGAUGGCUCCACAGUCACAUAUGUGAAAUACCAUGACAAUAAAAACCGAAAAGAUAUACUCCAUCCUUUUUUCUCAAAGAGCUCCGUCCACGCCCGGGAAGAGCUGAUUCAAGCCAAUAUAGAGAUGUUUUGCUCCCUCCUGACCAGACACCACGAGAAGGGAGUGUCUGCCAACAUGCGUCGCGGCUUCCGUUGCAUCAGCCUUGAAACCAUCACCACUAUGUGUUUUGGCAAGUCGUUGGCGUGCUUUGAGUUUGAGGAUUUCCAUUGUCCAAUCCUCGAGUCCAUGGACAUGGUUGUGUCGUGGUUCAUGGUGUUCAAACACUAUUGGGUCGUACGACACCUGAUUCUGUAUAUUCCCGAAUGGGUUGGACUUGCAUUCUUCAAAAAAGGCCUGGCGUUGGCACACUUGAAAAAUAUGCUCGCUGAACAAAUUGACGAACUUGCGGUUGGCUCAGACAAGCCCACCCAAAACCAGUUCCCAACCAUCUACGGGGCCCUUUUGGACCCUGCACAAUACAGCAAGAGCAAGCCUCCGCCGUCACGCGCUUCGCUUCUUGAAGAAGCUAUUGCCCUUGUGAUCGCCGGUACGGACACGAUUGGAGCCACCAUGACCAUGUGCACCUAUCAGCUAUGCAAGUAUCCGGAGAAGGUCGCGAGGCUCAAGGCAGAGUUGAGGGCGGCGUGGCCAGAUCUAAAGAGCCCAGUACCAAACGUGCAGAAGCUGGAGAAGUUGCCUUAUCUUACAGCAGUGAUCAAGGAAGCGCUGCGUAUGGCGCCGACAACAACAUCAGAGCUUUCGAGAAUGGUCUCGCCACAAGGUGCAGAGAUUGGUGGAGAAGUGAUCCCGGGAGGCACUAUCGUAAGCAUGGGAGUACUGUUUACUAUGCAACAUCCCUACGCAUACGAGCUUCCAGAACUUUUCAUCCCGGAGCGCUGGCUAGAAGAGGGCGAAGACGCCAAGAGAAGAUUGGAUCGGUACUUUGUUCCAUUCUCAAAAGGGCCUCGCAGCUGCAUCGGUAUCAACUUCGCAUGGUGUGAGAUGUACCUGACACUUGCGAAUCUAUUCCGUCGAUUCGAUCUAAGCGUGGAUGGCACGAAGGAUGAAGACUUCGAUUGGUUUGAUGCGGGUGUGGCGCUAUUCAAGGGCUCGCUGAAGUGUCAUGUUACACCAGUGACGGAGUGA
Messenger RNA from Dothidotthia symphoricarpi CBS 119687, 1560 nucleotides. Its product is annotated as cytochrome P450. Gene Ontology annotation, molecular function: oxidoreductase activity, acting on paired donors, with incorporation or reduction of molecular oxygen; heme binding; monooxygenase activity. The record is from RefSeq and is a predicted model, not a curated record. The coding region runs from base 1 to 1560 and encodes 519 amino acids. NCBI's taxonomy places the organism in Eukaryota, Fungi, Ascomycota, Dothideomycetes, Pleosporales, Dothidotthiaceae. The transcript has 7 exons.